This is a messenger RNA of Drosophila grimshawi, 2118 nucleotides long. RefSeq lists its product as uncharacterized. Bases 315 to 1907 code for a protein of 530 amino acids. Lineage: Eukaryota; Metazoa; Arthropoda; Insecta; Diptera; Drosophilidae. The record is from RefSeq and is a predicted model, not a curated record. The transcript has a single exon.
CUGAAAAUGUUCUCCAAAAGAAUGGAAAAUCCAAAAACGUAGCCAGCUUCGUAAAUUGUCAGCAGACAUUUUCCCAUCAGAUUCGUUUUGUGUAGCAUUUCAGUUUUAUAGUUAGCUCCAAAGAGCACACUUCUCGAACAAGUUUAAUUUUCACUCGAAUAUUUUUGAGAAAUUUUUUGUGUGUCAAAAAAAAAAAUAAAAAUCAAAUAAACUAACAGAACGAAUUGUAUCCAAAUUCAACGUAUUUGCAAACAAGUACAGAAAAUUUUAUACAAUAUACAUAUAAAUUCAACGCUAGAAUAGAAGAAUAGGCAAUGAGCUCCUCGAAGAGAUUCGCAUUUAGCCAAUUGGCGCUCCAGAGUGGCAAAUCAAUGGGCACUUUCUGCCACCAUCCUCCUGGAGGAGGAGCCAUCAGUGCGGCACAGCACAGCAUAUCCAAGGAGCGACAAAUGAGUCGGCUGAGCAAAGUGAUUGGGCUGAAGAAGACGCUGGUCAAUCAGAUGCAAGGCAUGAUGCAAACGAUGCGAUCAUCACCCGUCAAACUCAAAUCCAGCACAUAUCGCAUCUAUGGGCCGACCCGACGACUCUGCUCCUCGAUGAGCAGUCUGCCGAGCAGCCGUGGCUCUGCACGCAAUUUCAGCAGCAGCAGCAGUUGCAGGCAACAGGCACAACUGACCUCGAGUGCCGAGCAGCGAUAUCAUCAUUUCGGGGAUCUCUUUGAGCGUCGCAAUGGAGACUUGGCACGCGACAUUAGUCGCUCCAUACAGGACGAUCUCAUGGUGAUCGAUUUGAAUACGAAGCGUUUGAUUAGCUGCGCCAACACCAAAAUACCAACUGACAAAUAUGAUGACUAUGACAACAGGCAGCAUCAUCAUCAUCAUCACAAUCAUCAUCAGCAUUCGAAUCCGCGUCAGCGUCAUGGCAGUCUGCCAAGCGUCACAGAGUGGAACGAGACGCGUAUGCCAAAAGCGAUGGAUGCCAUGGAUACGAUAUCGAAGCAAAUGAAACCGUUGCGUCGCAAGUUGACCAACAUACGCCUGAAGGAUAACGCCAUAUUGCCAAAUGCUGGCCAACAGUUUGCCCAACCCAAUCAGCAGAGCCGCAAGCUGCAGAUGCAGUUGGGUGAGCUCUAUGCAAAUUCGAUCAGGCAACGCAAUCACAAAACAAUCUCGAAAAAUCUCAAAUCAAACACUGCAAUCAAACAACAAAUCACAAAUCACGCUGAACGUGAGUUGGACAUGGCAACAGCAACAGCAGCAGCAGCUUCUGGCACCGGUCAGAGAUCUGGCAAGAGCAGUCGGAUGGACGAGGUGCAUUAUCAGAGCAAAAAAUCGGCCAAUUUGAUGAGCGCCUCACAGCGUGUGAUAAACAAGCAAUUUGAGGGCUAUCGUGAGGCCAACAAAUCGAAGCUGAUUGUCCAGGCGGUCAGUCCGACUCCGUUGAGCAAGGCCAUCCAGCCACCGCCGACGACGCGGACACGGCUCAUCACAAUGGGACAAACCGUGCCCAAAGCUAAAGAGUUGUCCAAGUCGACGGAGCACGUCAAGAAGGAGAAUAACUGGUACAAAUCGAAGGCACACAACAAUGUGCUGGAGAUGGCCAAAUCAGUGGAGAUAACCAAAAAACUAGAGAAAUCCAGGCAAGCGGCAAGCCUAAGCACAUUUAGUCGUCGCAACUUUGAGCAAAAGCGUGGCAGAAGCGAACAGAAGGAAGAGCAAUCCUCACAACAACUCCCAAUUCAAAUGGGCGAAAUGCGCGAAUUGGCCAAACCCGAGGAGAAACGAGACAAUUCCAACGCAGAGCUCAAGAUGCCGUCCCAAUAUACCAAAGAAUCGGCGGUGCAGCAACUGGGAAAUGUGGCCGAGAAGCGGCCAAUUCACAUCUAUUCAAAGCAACGAAUGUUUUAAAACAGAGAGAGAGAAAGAGACAAGUGCGUGUCAAAGGUCAACUGAGGGGGGCCAAUGGCCAAAACUGUGUGUGUUCCCCUCCAACAACGCCUUCGUCUUCGGCUUCGUUUAGGUCGCAAAUUUUGUUUAGCUAACCAAAAUUCAGUGCAAUUCCAUUUACCAAACCUAAAUUUGAUCUCAGUAAAUGUACCAAAUAUAUAUGUAACUAUUA